This is a messenger RNA of Drosophila sechellia, 934 nucleotides long. RefSeq names its product Protein-L-isoaspartate (D-aspartate) O-methyltransferase (gene Pcmt). Gene Ontology annotation, molecular function: protein-L-isoaspartate (D-aspartate) O-methyltransferase activity. NCBI's taxonomy places the organism in Eukaryota, Metazoa, Arthropoda, Insecta, Diptera, Drosophilidae. The transcript has 4 exons. Bases 110 to 790 code for a protein of 226 amino acids. Gene Ontology annotation, cellular component: cytoplasm. The record is from RefSeq and is a predicted model, not a curated record. Gene Ontology annotation, biological process: protein modification process.
CUGGUAAAAUAUUAUAGCAAACUAAACAAAAUAAGACAACAAGACGGUGGAAAAAUAGAAUCUUGUUGUGGGAAUUUUUAAACUGGGCUUCUUCCUCCGCGCCUUCAGCAUGGCGUGGCGAUCCGUGGGAGCCAAUAAUGAAGACCUCAUACGCCAACUGAAGGAUCACGGCGUCAUUGCAAGUGAUGCGGUAGCCCAGGCGAUGAAGGAAACCGACCGCAAGCACUACUCUCCGCGCAACCCCUACAUGGACGCCCCGCAACCCAUUGGAGGAGGUGUCACCAUCAGUGCUCCUCACAUGCAUGCCUUCGCCUUGGAGUACCUACGCGACCAAUUGAAGCCCGGUGCACGCAUACUGGACGUAGGCUCUGGAUCUGGCUACCUCACAGCCUGCUUUUAUCGUUACAUCAAGGCUAAGGGUGUUGAUGCGGACACCCGGAUCGUGGGCAUAGAGCACCAGGCAGAGCUGGUGCGGCUGAGCAAGGCCAACUUAAACACCGACGACCGUAGCAUGCUGGACUCCGGCCAGUUGCUAAUCGUCGAGGGUGACGGCCGCAAGGGAUAUCCCCCGAACGCCCCGUAUAAUGCAAUCCAUGUAGGAGCAGCUGCUCCCGACACGCCCACCGAACUCAUCAACCAACUGGCCAACGGCGGGCGCCUGAUAGUUCCAGUCGGUCCCGACGGCGGGUCUCAGUACAUGCAACAGUACGACAAGGACGCCAAUGGGAAGGUGGAGAUGACGCGUCUCAUGGGCGUAAUGUACGUCCCCCUCACGGAUCUUCGCUCCUGACUGCACAGAGUAGGAAGGUCGCUCGUUGUGGUGCUGCUGCUCGUUUUUAUUCUCUACCUAUUUUUGGCUUACUAGUUAAUCAAUCAAUCAAAAUUGAAUUGCUUCUUUUCACGUUGAGUUCAAAUAUAUAAGUUUACUGAACAA